Nicotiana attenuata is the source of this 888-nucleotide messenger RNA. Its product is annotated as 60S ribosomal protein L15. Gene Ontology annotation, cellular component: ribosome; cytosolic large ribosomal subunit. The record is from RefSeq and is a predicted model, not a curated record. Gene Ontology annotation, biological process: cytoplasmic translation. The coding region runs from base 103 to 717 and encodes 204 amino acids. The transcript has 4 exons. NCBI's taxonomy places the organism in Eukaryota, Viridiplantae, Streptophyta, Magnoliopsida, Solanales, Solanaceae. Gene Ontology annotation, molecular function: structural constituent of ribosome; RNA binding.
ACUCUCCACUAAAAACCCUAGUCUUUCCAUAGCAAAGCCCCAGAGGGAGACAAUAGCUGAAGGAGGAGUGAGGGCAGACAGCGCCGUACCAGAACUGAUUCAAUGGGUGCUUACACUUAUGUGUCUGAGCUAUGGAGGAAGAAGCAGUCUGAUGUGAUGAGGUUCUUGCAGAGGGUGAGGUGCUGGGAGUACCGUCAGCUUCCCUCCAUUGUCCGUGUUACUAGGCCUACUCGUCCUGACAAAGCACGUCGCUUGGGCUACAAAGCUAAGCAGGGCUAUGUGGUCUACCGUGUUCGUGUCAAGCGUGGUGGAAGAAAGAGGCCUGUUCCCAAAGGUAUUGUGUAUGGUAAGCCCACCAACCAAGGUGUUACCCAAUUGAAGUUCCAGCGCAGCAAGCGCUCUGUUGCUGAGGAACGUGCUGGUAGGAAGUUGGGCGGCCUUAAGGUUCUCAAUUCCUACUGGAUUAAUGAGGAUUCCACCUACAAGUACUUUGAGGUGAUCCUGGUUGACCAAGCCCAUGCUGCCAUCCGUAAUGAUCCAAGGAUUAACUGGAUCUGCAACCCAGUGCAUAAGCACAGAGAACUUCGUGGUCUCACUUCAGCUGGUAAGAAAUACAGGGGUCUCCGAGGAAAAGGUCACUUGCACCACAAAGCACGUCCUUCAAGAAGAGCAACCUGGAAGAGGAACCAAACUCUCUCUCUUCGCCGUUACCGUUAAUCUGCUUGGUAGUUUUGAGUCAUUGUUGUUGCCCAGUUUUGCCUUUUCUGUUAUAGCUCUAUUUAUCAUCUUUGGACAAUUCCUGCUAUUUACUUGGUUGUGUUGAGCAUCCUUUGUACUGUGGAUAAUCUGAACAUGAUUACUAUUCUAUCAAGGAACUGUUUUGGUAUA